AUGAUGCCCAAGAAAGCUGCCGAAAAGAAGCAAUUGACGAAAGAACAGAAGAAGAGAAUAAUCGAGAAGUUUAGAGCAGAGAUGAAGAAGCGAGAGGUGAUACUUGAGGAAGAGGGGCAGAAGCAGAUCAUGGAAAUAAAACGGGAGUUGGAUGGCCGGUUGAAAUACACACUAAGGAAGUUUUGGGAUUUCAAGGUAGGAGAUGUCUUAAACUACGAAAGAGAGAUGAGGAGAGAGGGGGGAGAGGAGGGUGUACGGAUGGAGAAAGUUGUUGAGGAUCUGGAGAGUGGAAAAGGGCGAGAUGAGUAUUGA
Brettanomyces bruxellensis is the source of this 312-nucleotide messenger RNA. RefSeq lists its product as uncharacterized. The transcript has a single exon. Bases 1 to 312 code for a protein of 103 amino acids. NCBI's taxonomy places the organism in Eukaryota, Fungi, Ascomycota, Pichiomycetes, Pichiales, Pichiaceae. The record is from RefSeq and is a predicted model, not a curated record.